Messenger RNA from Aphis gossypii (cotton aphid), 3058 nucleotides. RefSeq names its product erythroid differentiation-related factor 1-like. Lineage: Eukaryota; Metazoa; Arthropoda; Insecta; Hemiptera; Aphididae. Gene Ontology annotation, biological process: positive regulation of DNA-templated transcription. The record is from RefSeq and is a predicted model, not a curated record. The transcript is spliced from 17 exons.
AUGGAUUUCUUGGACAAACAAAAAUCCCAGCACAGUAAUUUAAAUGAUAAACAAGUUCAAUUUAGAUCAAAGGCCGUUGUUAUGAUUUCAAAUGUUCAAACACCCAAUUUUAUUCGUCAUAAGAUUAACACUGAUCUAAAAUUGAAACCACAAAUUUUUUUAAGUAACGUGGCGGAAUCAUUGGGUGUGCGUUACACUGCAGGCAAUUCUCGUGGUUUUUCUAGUUUUCAAAUGGCUAAUAUGUUUCUCGAAUGCAUUGGCAAAGAGGACAUCGUUUCAAAUGCAGAAAAUAUCAAGAAUCUGUGCAAAAUACCAUACAAUAAGAAAUCUGUUAGCAUUAUGGUACACAGAAUUGAUAAGACAUUACUAUUAGAUGAAUUUGAUGUUGAGGAACACUUGACACAGGAUACAUCUGAGAAAUGGGCAUGGCUUAAAAAAUUCUUUUAUAAAAAUAUUGUAAAAUCAUCUAAUAAUAAGGUGGAAUGUAUCACUUUUAAAAAGAAUAGUUCUAGAAAAAUUGAACAUAAAAAUUUGGUAACAAAAUUUUUGCACCAUAGCAUUGGAGGAUUAGAUUCCUAUAUUGGCCAAAUAAAUAAUGUUUAUAAUGAAACUUCUUCAUUAGCUUCUCCUUUACUAAAACAACUUAUGCCAGAGGAAGUAUUUCCACAACGUCCUCAAAUAAACCAAUUAUUUAACAGAAAUGUUUUAUGGGAUUUUAAUGACUUGAAAAUGUUCAUAGGUACAGAUUUACCUAUUUUCAGAAAUGACAAUAAUUCAUCUUUAAGCACAAGAUUGAGAAACAUGUCAAAACCUCUAAGUAUGUUAACCGCAAUUGAUUAUUGGCUGGAAAACUUAAUGAAUGAUAUCCCUGUAAUCGAAUUUUGCUAUCAUAUAAAUGGUAUUGUCCAAAAGUAUGAGGAAGUGAAGACAGAGAAUAUACCAUGUUUAAAUGGCUCGAAUUUUUCACCGAGUGCAAUUUAUGAUUAUAUGCAAUAUAUGAUAUCAUUUUUAAAAGAAAAUACUACUAUUGUUGGACAUACGUACUGGUUAUUUAAAGGUAAAGAUGAGGAUACGGUAAACCUUUAUGAUUUGACUACAUUAUAUACUGAAUCAUUAACUGAUAGCCCAAAUCCGUUUACAAUUCCAGUGACUUUAUUGUUAUAUCGUGUUGCUCAUAAAUUACUAAAACAUAACCCAGAAAGUCAAAAACCGAUUAACACUGUUAAAAUUAUACUUUUACUUAACAACAUUUUAAAAUUAUUAGAUAAAACUGAAUACCCUGAAAUUAUAGUAUUUGUCAAUUACAUGCUGUUAGAUAUCUACAAUAAAAUUAUAAUUACUGAAUUGAUAUCAAUGAGUUGGAUUGAUUCCCUUAAUGUUCAGAACAGUGAUUUGGAUAGUUUUAAUCUCACACAAUUACUCUAUGAAAAUGCAUCUAAAAUAUAUUUUAUUUUAGGCGAAAAAUGUUAUGCAUCCAAAAAUUAUGGAAUAUCGGUAAAUUAUAUUCGCCGAUCACUUGAAUGUAAAUUACGUGUUUCCAAUAAUAAGGUGUUUGAUUCAUUCGAGGAUAUGUUAGAACAUUGUGGCAAUUGCUUCUCAUCGAUUGUUAGUAGUUGGGAUAAUAUAGAACAGUACAUUAGCGAAAUUGAAUCUGAUGAAAUGUUUGAUUUUGAAUUAAGAGAAAUGUUGCUACACAAUAGUUCUGAAUACUGUAUUAACAAAAAUUUAAACAUUAUACCAGCAAAGAUCAUUAAAUCAAAAGAAAGUAUAUUGAGUUUAGCAGAGCACUGUUACUCACGUGCUUUAUUAUUAACAACAGAUAAAAAAAAUAUUUUUAAUAAACGAAUGGGAUUCGUUUACAAUGAAUAUACAACAUUUUAUAUGAAUGAAAUAAUAAUGGCCAUACAAACUAAUACUCCUUUAACUACCAUCAAGUUAAAAUGGCUAAUAAAAAAAUCAAAGCAUUAUUUUACACUGGGAAGUGAUAUAUUUAAAGACCAAGGCGAUUUGAUUAAUUUCACUAGGAUUGGUUUAAAUUUUGCAAAUUUGAACGUAAGCAUAUAUGCACAAAAUAAAUGUUCAAAAUAUCAGAAUUCCAUCAAUGAAUUUAUGAAAGAUGACAAUUUAUUGUUAAAGGUUGGUUUCCAUAUUUUUUUGAUUAAAUUUCAGUUGAUAAUAUAUAUAUUAUAUUGCAUUAAAUUUAAGGCCAUAAAAGUCUACGAGAAAAUUUUAUUAGAAUUUAAUAAUGACCGUAGUUAUAAUCCAAGUCUUUGGGACGAUGUUAACUAUGAAUUAUUUUCAAUUCUGUACUAUUUAUCAAUUCAAAAGUAUUCAGAAUUACAGCCAGACAGUACAAGAAGCCAACAAAAAUGUAUAAUUGAUUCAUUCAAUAAAGCUUUGUCUUAUUGUGAUUUGAAAAACGAUACACCCAAUAGAUUUCAGUAUGAGUAUCGAUCAGCAUAUAUUCACUCAAAUCUGGCAUCUUUGUUUUCUAAUCGUUUAGAAGAAUAUAUUUCCAACAAGUCUCCAGAAAUUGGUUCUGUUUUGCUUCAGAUUGAAUUAUACUAUAAUAUUUCAUAUGAAACUUAUUUGAAGAUAAAUUGCACAUUUGAUUGUCUUAAUGUUCUCAUAGAAAUGAUAAAACUAGACAUGGGUUUUAUUGAUGGCAAAAUAGGUAUGUAAUAUACACAGCAUGAAGAAAAACAUGUCAAGUCUAUUAUAAAAAAAUUGAGAAAAUAUGAUACUGUGUUUCAAAUGUUUUUGGAAAAUAAGGACUAUGAUUUGAACUUUGAAAUGAUAAAAUUAAAUUUUUUAAAAAUUCUACAUCAAAAUGUUUGUUAUCUUUUGAAAUGUAUGAUCAAAUUGGGCUUGACUAAAACGUCCAAAUGGCUGUCUGACAAUGUAGAUCAACUGAAAAGCAUUUAUAAAGAAUUAUUAAGAAACAUUACUGGUGAUAAUAAUUAUUUACAACUUAAGAUAGCUAUAAAUCAAUUAUCUAGUUUUAGUGAUAAUUAAGAAAUGAAUUUAUACACUAAGAGUAAUUAUGUAUUGUAAAGAA